Messenger RNA from Camellia sinensis, 3333 nucleotides. Lineage: Eukaryota; Viridiplantae; Streptophyta; Magnoliopsida; Ericales; Theaceae. The record is from RefSeq and is a predicted model, not a curated record.
CCCUUUCUGUCCCCUCUUUUCUCUUUCUCUUUCUCUUUCUCUCGGCCAAUAUUGGUUUUGAUUUUGGGAAAUUUGCAGUGAUUGUGCGAGAAAGACACGAAAUGUGUUAUUGGAAUCAACCAAGCAAACAAAGCAGCCAUUACUCCCACUUCACGGACAACACCGCAUUUUGAUCUUCUUCUUCUUCUUCUCUCUCUCUCUCUCUCUCUCUCUCUCUAUUUUCCUUUUUGUAAAUAAAAAAAAUAAAAAUAAAUACAGGCACGUAUAGUGUAUAUACCAAAGUCCCCCAACACUUGGAACGAAGAAGAAGAAGAAGAAGAAGAAGAAGAGUCACCAAAAUAGUCCCAAGGAAAGGAAGGAAAUGUCGGUAACAAGUCAGUGAAAUGAACAAACAAGGGGAGGCAAAAUGUUAAGGGUUUUCGAGAUCUGGCGUUGGAGGGUCUCAAAUUCUUCAAGGGUUCAACUAAUCUAGAUUAAAUGUAUAAAUUUAACCGAGAUUUGAAGCUGAAGAAGUAGCAGAAUCAGAUAGUGCUACUAGGGUUUUGUCACCAUUUCGAAUCCUCCCACAACACAAGACUUGUUCUUCAUGACGACCACCAAACGUGCUUAUAAGCUGCAGGAAUUUGUGGCUCAUGCUUCCAGUGUAAAUUGCCUCAAAAUUGGGAGGAAGUCAUCAAGGGUUCUCGUCACUGGAGGAGAAGAUCACAAGGUGAAUCUAUGGGCCAUUGGCAAACCCAAUGCCAUACUGAGUUUGUCCGGUCAUUCUAGUGGAAUUGACUCUGUUAGCUUCGAUUCUGCUGAAGUGUUGGUAGCUGCAGGAGCUGCAAGUGGUACAAUCAAGCUUUGGGAUUUAGAGGAGGCAAAGAUUGUUCGCACCCUAACCGGUCACCGGUCCAAUUGCAUAUCCUUGGAUUUCCAUCCCUUUGGGGAGUUCUUUGCCUCUGGUUCUCUGGACACAAACCUGAAGAUAUGGGAUAUCAGACGAAAAGGGUGUAUUCACACUUACAAGGGCCACACUAGAGGGGUCAACGCUAUUAGAUUUACACCAGAUGGCCGUUGGGUCGUAUCUGGUGGAGAGGACCAUAGUGUGAAGCUGUGGGAUCUGACUGCUGGGAAGUUGUUGCAUGAUUUCAAGUAUCAUGAAGGCCAGAUUCAAUGCAUAGAUUUUCAUCCCCAUGAGUUUCUGCUGGCAACAGGUUCGGCCGAUAGAACUGUUAAAUUCUGGGAUCUAGAGACUUUUGAGCUUAUAGGGUCAGCUGGUCCUGAGACCACCGGUGUACGCUGUAUGGCCUUUAAUCCUGAUGGGAGAACCCUACUUUGUGGUUUGCACGAAAGUCUAAAGGUUGUCUCUUGGGAACCAAUAAGAUGUCAUGAUGCUGUGGAUGUGGGAUGGUCUAGAUUGUCAGAUCUUAAUAUUCACGAGGGAAAGCUUCUUGGCUGCUCCUAUAAUCAAAGUUGUGUUGGAGUAUGGGUUGUAGACUUAUCGCGUAUUGAACCAUAUGCAAUUGGGAAUUUAACUCGAUUGAAAGGUCAUCCUGAACCAAAAUCUGAUUCAAGUGGGAAUGUGCCAAUAUUGACUGAAAACAAUGCAAAGGUAUGUUCAGGCAGGCUAGCCAUAUCACAAAAUUCAGAUCCUGUAUCCAAGGAAACAAAAUCUUUGGGAAGGCUUUCAGUCUCGCAAAACUCAGAUCCUAUCACCAAGGAGAAGGAGUCGAAAUCUUUUGCAUCCACAGGAAGUGUACCUGGUACUCCUCAAAGGGUAAUUUCAAAUACUGGUCCAAAGACAACGCCAAUUAGUUCAAUCUCAGUUCCUGGUGCAGCAACUCUGAAAAGGGGCACUGGAAAAGUCCAUCUGACAGCCAAUCCUUCGUUUUUCAAUGGGUCUGAUGUGAUACCUGUAGUUGUCCCUCGGAAUAAUGGGAGGUUUGAGCAAGCAGCUGAAUCCAGAAAAGAAGGUGUCGCUGGCAGAAUGAUGCCAUUGUCCAUGCAGUCAAAAACAUCUGAUUUUCUUAAGUUGUCAAACAUUAGGGAUGACUUGGAUAGGCCAAUUGCUAGUGAUCAUUCUGAAACGGAUGGUUUCAAAACCACUGAGUUGAGUGGAGUGGCAAAUAGGAAUGUUUUUCCUGCAGUAAAAAGCUCAGAUGCAGGAAUUCCUGAAGGGGAGAUGAAUGCAAAGGUCGACAGGCGUAUUGUUUCUGGGAGAGUUGGAAUGAAUCUAAUGCCAGAGCCACUUGCCAGUUUCCAGAAUGAUAGCUAUGAAACUCGUGUGCAUAAGGGAAACAGAGAUGUGUGUUCCACGGAAGGACAAAAAGGAGGAAGGACGCGCUCGCUUGUUGCAAACUGGGAGAAGAGUGAGAGAUACUCUUAUUAUGAGGCUCCUGCUUCAAGCAAUUUAUCUGGGACAGUACCCGUUGUUAGCAUGCUCCAACCUAAUGCGAGAGGGCCCAUAUCUCCUGAAAAAGAAACGUUGCCUGUUAGUGACAAGGAUGCAAUUGUGGAGAUAAUGGAACAACAUGAUCACUUUGUUGGCUCAAUGCAGUCUCGUUUAGGCAGAUUACAGAUGGUCCACAAAUACUGGGAAAGGCAUGAUGUUAGAGGGGCCAUUGGUGCGAUGGAGAAGAUGGCUGAUCAUGCUGUUCUUGCUGAUGUGAUAAGCUUUUUGACAGAAAAACCUGAUAUUAUCACAUUGGAUAUUUGCACUUAUCUCCUGCCACUCCUCGCAGGCCUUCUUGAAAGCAACAUGGACAGGCAUCAAGGUCUUUCACUGGAAAUGCUUCUUAAGCUUGUCAGGGUAUUUGGUUCGGUGAUCUAUUCAACUUUAUCAGCAUCAUCCUCUGUUGGUGUAGAUAUUGAGGCAGAGCAAAGGCAAGAGCGUUGUAACCUCUGCUUCAUCGAGCUUGAAAAAGUUAAACGCUGCCUUCCUGUGCUUUGCAGAAGAGGGGGGUCCAUUGCGAAGUCUGCCCAAGAGCUGAAUCUAGCACUUCAAGAAGUUUCACGGGCUUAGUUGAUUAAAAAUUAACAUAUACUCAAUUGGAAGAAUUCUUGGCCACACAGUGGAACAAUUAACUACGACUGAUCCUGAUCCUGAUCCGGCUGUUAAAAACUGACAUGUGUGCCCUCUCUGCACCUGCUGUUGGUUGCUGCGCUUGGUUUUGGCAACCGCCAAUUUGAUAAGGAUCCAUCCAUUCACACCUUUUAUCAAUUUCUAACCAUAUAUAUGUAUCUUCUGGCAUGUAAAGUUGUAACUCUUGGCUUCUUGUUUGAGAUUAUGUAUCAGUUCGAUCAUUAUUAUGCAUUAAUACAAGCGUGUCUUGAAUUAAGCACUUAUGAGUA